AUGGUACCUGUUUGUCAAUUAGCCAUUCAGGUGCCUAAUAUUGAAUUAGUAGUGUUUUUCGAUGAAGUAAAUACUUCUUCAUGUCUGGGCUUAAUUAAAGAAAUGUUCAUCGACAAGACAUUGCAUGGUGUUAAUUUACCAGAAAAUAUCUUUUUUACAGCUGCCAUAAAUCCAUCAAGAAAAACUGAACUUACUGAUGAUGAUUUUUAUCGCGUUGACUAUUUGGUUCAUGAAUUGCCACAAUCAUUACAAAAUUUAGUGGUGCAAUAUGGUAUAUUAGAAUCAUCAACAAUGAGGGAUUAUAUUCAACAAAAAAUUGCUAAAUUUGAAAUAUCAGUACAGAAAGAUGGGCAAGUAAUAUCAUUAACACAGUCUGAACAAGGAAUAUUGACAAAAGCCAUACUCGAUGCACAAGAAUUCUGUGAAACCAAUCUGGCUUCCAACACAGUGUCACAACGCGAGAUUCAACGAUGUUUUAAUCUUAUUGAAUAUUUCUGGUCGUCAAAUUGGGAUAAUACUAAGCAUAUUGAUCGGACACAGUAUGCAUUGAAAUGUAUUGCGUUAUCCAUUGCAUUAAUCUAUUAUUUUCGUUUACCAACGGGAAAUGACAAUGAAGAAUCCAAAGAUAAGAAAAGAUCUUCACGUAAAGACUUAGCUAAGAAACUUUCUGCUGCGACUAUACCAAACUUUGCUAAUAUCGUUGAGACUGAAUUAAAAAAGUUUGUCAACGAUGAAAAUUUUGUGAUACCAAAAGGUGUGGCCAUUAAUCAAGCAAUUCGUGAACAUGUUUUUGCAAUUGUUGUUAGUAUAGCUACACGAACACCAGUCUGCAUCAUUGGUGCACCCGGUCAAUCGAAAACCUUAUCAUUUCAAAUUGUUCUUCAAAACCUUCAAGGUCCACAAUUGUCAGAAAAAAACUUUUGUAAAAGUUUACCAGCAAUUGAUCCAUUUUUUUGUCUCGGAUCAAAGCAUACAAGUUCAAAAGAUAUAUCCUAUGCAUUCGAUCGAGCAAUAAAACGUGAACAACAAUACGAGGAAAAUCGAAUGGCAACACGAUGUGUUGUAUUUUUGGACGAAGCAUCGUUGCCAAAUGAAAAGAGAAUGGUAUUAAAAGUAUUGCAUCAAUAUUUAGACGAAUGCAAAGUUGCUUUCGUAGCCAUUGCUAACAGUCCAUUUGAUGCUGCAAAUGCAAAUCGAAUGACAUGCAUUUAUCGUUCAUUACCAUCAAAAGAGGAUCAGGAAAUUUUAGCUCACGGUUGCCUUGGUCUUAACAAAAAUGAUCAAACGUCUGAAGAUCUUAAAAAUAUAAUAACUGGUCUUUGUGAAGGUUACCGAAAUUUGCUCAGUUAUAAUGAUUUUCAAAAGAUAUUUCAUGAUCGAGAUUUUAUCUACAUGUUGCGAGAACUAGGUUUUGAAUCUUCAUUGACUUCAACAGAGUCUGAUUCUAAUAAGAUUCAUAUUACACCGACGAAUCUUUUAACCGUCCUUGAAGAUAAUUUUAAUGGAAUAACAUUCGACCAGUUUAAAAAACUGACUAAGAUUUUCUUUGAUGCAAUAGAAGAGAUAUGUCUUACAUUUGAACAACCAACUGAUGAUCGAGGGUCAAAUUUAUAUCGUGAUGUAACAACUAUUUUGAGCGAGUCAAUGCAGCUCACUUCAGUACGUCGUCGUUCAUACGGUCGCUAUAAGUUGGUUAUUGACGAAUCUGAGGAUGAAAGCGCUGUUCGGUUUUUGUUUCAAACAAAAAUUCUUGAUCCAAAUCGAACAACAGUUUUUCGCUUAUCGGAUUUUCCCAGUGAUGUUAAUAAUGAAUUGAAAAACGUCGAAAUUCUAUCAACAAUUAAAUUAUGUAUGGAGACUGGCAAUAGAAACAGCGCCGAUUAUGGAACAAUUAGUGGAAUGACUGAUGUUCUAAGUUUGGUAAGUGUUUGUGAUAAUUCAACAUGA
Rotaria sordida is the source of this 1947-nucleotide messenger RNA. The record is from the annotation of a GenBank genome assembly. NCBI's taxonomy places the organism in Eukaryota, Metazoa, Rotifera, Eurotatoria, Philodinida, Philodinidae.